AUGAGAGACGAGUUCGCUGUACUGGGGACAGUUCCCGCGCCCUCAGAGCGAUCGAAAGACGACAUGAAAUACAGUACUGAAUUGAACCGUUGGUUCCUCACACCGAUCGGCAUCUGGUCAACUAGAAGUGAUGCUCACAUUAUCGAGAAAAUAUUGUCCGAGCUUCUAGUCUUUCUCUCCUGCUUUCUAAUUUGUUUUCUGCUGGUACCCUGUGGCCUUCACACCUUCAUAAAGGAGCAAGAUCCGAAGCUCAAGAUGAAGAUGAUCGGCCCGUUGAGUUUUUGCCUCAUGUCCAUCACCAAGUACCUCCUCUUGGUCGCAAGGCGACGGGAAAUCCGUCAUUGUCUCGAGCACAUUGACAUCGACUGGCGGAGAGUCAGAUAUCUGGAUGAUCGAGAGAUCAUGAUGAUGAACGCCAAACUGGGUCGGUUUAUCGCUUGCCUGUGCGCAGUUUUUAUGUACGGAGGGGGUUUUUUCUACCACACGAUCAUGCCCUUCGCGGCUGGAAGUUUCGUCACACCUGACAACAUCACCAUUCGACCCUUGGUUUACGCUAUUUACGAUCCUCUCUUCUCCGCGCAGACAACUCCGGCGUAUGAGAUUGUCUUCACGAUUCAGUGGUUCUCGGGAUUUGUUAAUUACAGUGUUACUAUUGGAGCUUGCAGCCUCGCCGCUGUAUUCGUGCUUCACAUAUGUGGACAGCUCAAGAUUGUGAGCUCAAGGUUGGAGAGUUUUGUCAAGGGAAGGACAGACGAAAGAAAAAAUGUGGAGAGUCGAAUGGCUGAGAUUAUCGAACUUCAUCUGCGAGCUCUUGGGUUCGUCGUUCGCGUUGAGGGAAUUCUCAAUGAAAUUUGUCUCAUUGAAUUCGUUGGCUGCACUAUGAACAUAUGUUUUCUUGGAUACUACUUCAUGACGGAAUUUGAACAGAGCGCGGCAAUAGCCACAGUUACCUACUGCGUUCUCCUAGUGUCUUUCACCUUCAACAUCUUCAUAUUCUGCUAUAUUGGUGAAAUGCUGACCCAACAGGGUGAUAAAGUCGGCAGAACAGCAUACAUGAUCAAAUGGUAUGAACUCCCUGCUAAAAGUGCAAGGGGCCUGAUUCUCCUUCUAGCCAUGACGAAAAAUCCGGCUAGCAUCACAGCCGGAAAAAUGGCGGAAUUAUCAUUUCGGAGUUUUUGCGGAGUUUUAAAAACAGCAGCCGCUUAUUUAAAUCUCCUACGAACUGUUGUAAUGUGA
This is a messenger RNA of Diachasma alloeum, 1236 nucleotides long. RefSeq names its product odorant receptor 67c-like (gene Or5). Lineage: Eukaryota; Metazoa; Arthropoda; Insecta; Hymenoptera; Braconidae. The transcript is spliced from 5 exons. The record is from RefSeq and is a predicted model, not a curated record. Gene Ontology annotation, molecular function: olfactory receptor activity; odorant binding. Gene Ontology annotation, biological process: sensory perception of smell; detection of chemical stimulus involved in sensory perception of smell. Gene Ontology annotation, cellular component: plasma membrane. Bases 1 to 1236 code for a protein of 411 amino acids.